Messenger RNA from Pseudophryne corroboree (corroboree frog), 729 nucleotides. RefSeq names its product olfactory receptor 1468-like. NCBI's taxonomy places the organism in Eukaryota, Metazoa, Chordata, Amphibia, Anura, Myobatrachidae. Gene Ontology annotation, molecular function: olfactory receptor activity. Bases 1 to 729 code for a protein of 242 amino acids. The transcript has 4 exons. Gene Ontology annotation, cellular component: membrane. The record is from RefSeq and is a predicted model, not a curated record. Gene Ontology annotation, biological process: G protein-coupled receptor signaling pathway.
AUGUCUUAUGACCGUUACUUGGCUAUAUGUAACCCGCUGCGUUACACUGCUAUAAUGAGCCACAAGUUUUGCUUUAACUUAGUUAUAAUGUCGUGGGUUAUAAGUUAUGCUGUACUACUAAAUGAAGCUAUAGCUCUGUUUAAAUUGUGGUUCUGUGGACCACAUGUGAUUGACCAUUUUUUCUGUGAUUUUACUCCCUUGCUGGAACUUUCCUGCUCAGACACCUAUGUGACCGAUCUUGUACCCAAAUUGCUUACUAUCCCAUUAGUUAUUGUCCCGUUCUUAAUCAUUAUUAUUUCCUAUGUCUAUAUUGUCUUCACCAUCCUCAAAAUCCCAUCACUUACUGGAAGACAUAAGGCCUUCUCUACCUGCAGCUCCCACCUGGCUGUUGUCUUUUUAUUUUAUGGAUCCCUGACAAGUAUCUAUUCACUUCCAACCAAAGCAAAUUCAAAGAGUUUAAGUAAACUCCUGUCUCUGCUGUACACUGUGGUAACACCAAUGAUUAACCCUGUCAUAUACAGCUUCAGAAAUAAGGAUAUACAUAAAGCGUUUGAUAAAUAUAUCAAGACUGCAUCUGACAUCCAGAAAUCAAGUCAACAGAGGAUGAAUGUUCUGCUGAAUCUAGGUGUUGAUGAUGUCCAGGGCCAAGUCCAUGAAGCAAUCAAGACCCCCUCCAGCACUUAUAUCUGCUUCAUUAUCCAGAAGGCACAGUUGCAUGAAGUCAGUUGA